AUGAGCGAGCCGAAUAAUGUGAACAACGAUCAUGUCAGACCUUUUACCAACGUCUGUCAAUCAUCUUACCCAGAUGACUUUAAUUUUGAUGACGCCAAUCCUCCAAUUCACCAAUAUCAUACUCAAAGUUACCUUCCUUCUACCUCCCUUUCUCUCUCCGAUAAUGUCGAUAUGUCUAUUACUAUGAAUACUAUGGACUGCAGAAAUACCACCGGAAAUUAUACAGGCGAUGCAUCAUGCAAUCCCUCGGAUUCGUAUUAUACCCACAUUAAUGGACGGUUGAAUUCACCGAAUCUCGAUCAAGCCGAAUCCCACGCAAACAGCUCUUGUCCGCUCCCAGUACCUUUUCAAACAGUCUGUGACCCUUAUUUCGAUACGAUGAACGACGGUCCGACAGGUAAUUUUCAACAUCUCGGUACUAAUUCAUCCAUCUCAUACAUUCUUACGCACGAGCCCACAAACUCCGGAUAUGUUUUUAUGAAAGUAGAGUAUACUCAAUUAGGCAGGAUAUCAGCUGCUGAUAUUGACAAAAUAUUAGCCCUAACUCAAAUGUGA
Molecule: messenger RNA, 555 nt
Organism: Paraglomus brasilianum
Lineage: Eukaryota; Fungi; Glomeromycota; Glomeromycetes; Paraglomerales; Paraglomeraceae
Source: the annotation of a GenBank genome assembly